AUGAUUUUUUGCAAGGCGGUUUUUGUUACUCUCCUGCUGCCACUGCUGAUAUCAUCACAGUACCAAGGGGACAACGGAAUAGUGGUCCCAGAGCAUGGAUUUUGUCAGCCGAUUUCAAUCCCUCUCUGCACGGACAUAGCCUACAACCAAACAAUUAUGCCAAACUUAGUGGGACAUUACAACCAAGAGGACGCAGGGUUGGAGGUGCACCAGUUUUACCCUCUUGUAAAGGUACAGUGUUCGCCGGAGUUGAAAUUCUUUCUUUGCUCCAUGUAUGCGCCUGUGUGUACAGUUCUGGAGAAGGCCAUUCCUCCCUGCAGAUCAAUCUGUGAGAGAGCAAAGCAGGGCUGUGAGGCUCUUAUGAACAAGUUUGGCUUUCAGUGGCCGGACCGACUGCGCUGCGAAAACUUCCCUGUGCUAGGAGACGGACAAAUCUGUGUGGGCCAAAACGAUUCCUCUGCAGCAACCGUCCCCCCCAUCGUGGCUGUGCCAGGGCCCCAGGAUGUCCCUAUGGUCCCCACACUUGAGAGGCCUUUCCGUUGCCCUCCUGUGCUCAGGGUACCCCCAUAUUUGAAUUACAGAUUCUUGGAGGAGAAGGAUUGUGCAGCACCUUGUGAGCCAUCAAGGAGUGGUGGGAGUAUGUUUUUUAGUGACAAAGAGAUCCAUUUCUCCCGCAUAUGGAUUCUGAUCUGGUCUGUGCUUUGUUGUGCCUCGACUUUAUUUACAGUAACCACUUAUUUAGUGGACAUGCAGCGCUUUAGAUACCCAGAGCGGCCCAUCAUCUUCCUGUCUGGCUGCUACACUAUGGUGUCCAUAGCCUACAUAGCUGGAUACUUCCUGGGAGACAAAGUGGUUUGCAACGAAAGCUUCAGCCCUGAAAACUACAAAACCAUCGUACAAGGUACAAAAAAAGAAGGCUGCACCAUCCUCUUUAUGAUGCUCUAUUUCUUCAGUAUGGCCAGCUCUAUUUGGUGGGUCAUCCUGUCCCUCACCUGGUUCCUGGCUGCAGGUAUGAAGUGGGGGCAUGAGGCUAUCGAAGCCAACUCUCAAUAUUUUCACCUGGCAGCCUGGGCAGUACCGGCAGUCAAGACCAUCAGCAUCUUGGCCAUCGGGCAGAUUGAGGGCGAUGUACUCAGUGGUGUAUGCUUUGUCAGCCUCAGCAACCUGGACCCCUUACGAGGCUUUGUGUUGGCCCCUCUCUUCAUUUACCUCUUCAUUGGAACCUCAUUCCUCCUGGCUGGAUUUGUUUCACUUUUCCGAAUCCGCACUAUCAUGAAGCACGAUGGUACCAAGACGGAGAAGCUGGAGCGCCUGAUGGUGCGGAUUGGUGUGUUCAGCGUGCUAUACACUGUCCCUGCCACCAUUGUGAUCGCCUGCUUCUUCUACGAGCAGGCCUUCCGCCCACACUGGGAGCGGAGCUGGGUCAGCCAUAACUGCAGGGGCCUAGCCAUCCCCUGCCCUCUGCAGACCGGGCCCCGGAUGACCCCAGACUUCACCGUGUACAUGAUCAAGUACCUAAUGACUCUGAUAGUUGGUAUUACCUCUGGUUUCUGGAUCUGGUCCGGGAAGACUCUACAUUCCUGGCAUAAGUUCUACACAAGACUGACAAAUGGUAAACAAGGAGAGACCACAGUGUAG
Xyrichtys novacula (pearly razorfish) is the source of this 1638-nucleotide messenger RNA. NCBI's taxonomy places the organism in Eukaryota, Metazoa, Chordata, Actinopteri, Labriformes, Labridae. The record is from the annotation of a GenBank genome assembly.